ACGGUUUCAUGCCGACAAGGCCCAAGGCGGCAGCAGCGCCGACGCCGUCCUUUGAGAAGUCACUUCCAUGGGAACAUGCGCAAGGAGCGACACCACUGGAUCGCACAGUCAAGGUGGGCAAGGAUCGGCAGCAGUUCUUCGAUCGACACAAAGAACCCCCCAGCGCCAUCAAUGUUGACCAUAUCCAAGGAGUGGGCCAUGCCGCGUUGCACUUGGCCCACCGCGCGGACACGUUCAAGAAAACCUCGUCCGCCACCAUAUCGACUGACAACGACAGUGACAGUGCCUCUGACGAAGAGUUUGAGUCCAAGAUGCACCAAGAUGAACUCGAUCGCAUUCUCAUGGCCGAGGAAUGGGACACUCGCUUCUGGAAUCGAGUGAAAAUACACGAAGCCAUCGACACGCUGUACGCUGAAAUCGAAAAGAGCUCGGACGUGGCCCGCCGGCGCCUGGCGCACAAGAUGCUGCUGCAUCUCAACACCCUCCACAAAGAGGCAAACAUGACCAAUGAAAACAACCUGUGCACGCUCUCCAACAAAGCCUUCCGCAAACUCACUGUCCAUGUCAAGAACAACGCCGUCUUCAACAUCGCCGAGCUCUUGGCCGUCUUUGCCGUACCGUACGCCGCGGCACUCUCGCACGAAAACGCGGUGCUUCGGUCGCUCACGGUGCUGCUUCGGCAAAUGGACUGCGCCGCCCGAGUUCUUCAGCACUUUCGACGGCGGCGGCAGUUUGAACGACAGGUCCGAACCCAGGACAUCUCUGUCGAGGCGCGCAUGCGGAUGCGAGCCAUCAACGUGGCCAAGAGCAUUGAGCUGAGCCGACAGCAGCGGUGCAUCCAUGAAGUACUGGGCCACGCCCCCAUGCCCGAGCGCGCCGUGUUGGCGUACAUGACCAUCAUGACGACCCUCGUCCAGGACGAGCUGCAGCCGGCCACGGGCCUUCCCCGUCACGACCGCGCCAAGAUCAUCCCCGCGGGGGGGCUGGUGUGGCUCAACCAGUGCGUCCAACAUCGCCACAGUCCGUCGCUCGUGGCGCUCACCACCCAACUCCUCAUCGUGCUGGCACACGAUACCGACCGCAUUUCCGACAUCUUGCGGAGCAACGUCGUACAGCACGUGGCGACAAACUUGGCCCAAGCUAGCAACGACUGUGACAAAGCCCUGGCGAUCGCAUUUUUGGACCGUGUGGCGCAAAGCGUCUGCGACGUCGUGCACAAACAACGCACGGGUGUGUCGAGUAACGCGUCGGACGUGUCUGGCGGGACGGUUGUCUCGGCCAAAACGUACCACAGCCUCACGCGAACCUUAUCCGUCAAGAGCCACCGCAGCACCCACGUCAGUAGUUCCAGUCUGGUCAGUCGCAACGACGACACCGCGGACGCGCGAGACACGGCCUACCGCAACCGCCACUUGUCCGCGCUAGUUGUGGAGCAACUUGCAACACCGACUAUCGUUGGCAUAUUGCUUCGCACACUAGACAUGGCUUCGCCCCCAUCCGUCACCACCGGCCUCCUCCAGGUGCUGCACAAGCUGGCCUACGACGUCGGAUACCCGUUGCUAGUGGACCUCGUCACACGGAAUGCAGGCCGAUACCUGUCGACGAUCGUACAGUGUCUCAGCGACACGGGGGGGUCGGACGUGGUGCUCGCAGCCCUUCAGCUGCUCAUGGCCCUCGCGUCGCGGGAAGAGGGCCGCGACGGACUCAUGGUGGCGGGAUUGGUGCCAUUGGUACGCCCGUUGUGUGCACCGGGGAUGCACGCCCCCAACAACAGCUACCGCUUUGUCGUGGGGCUUCUUGCGAUCGUGGUGUGUGCCAACCCCGUCAAUUCGUUGCUGUCGUUUCCCACGACCUUUCGAAGCAACGACAACGGGGUGUCCUUUGUCCCGAUGACGUUGCUGGUGUCGCCCCACACAUUACUCGACCACGUCCAUGUGUGCUUGCUACAUUGCGUCACCCACGACACCGCAGGCCACAGUGCGCAGUAUUUCCAAACGACCAACACCCUGCCCCUCGUGCUCGAGCUGCUCGUGCAACCGCCGGGGCAACCGACCCAACAGUCGCGGUCUCAGCGGCACAUUAGCGCCAUAGUGCUGUCCCAUCUAUGUCGAGUGGCCAGCGUAGCGUCGACGCUGGCGUUUCGACAAGACGUGGCCACGCACUUGGCGGUGGUGGUGCAGACAAAUCGGAUGGAGGGGAGCGAAGGGGGGGGAUGCGCGUCCUUUUCCCGCGUGGACCACCAGCGGCACCUCCAGAGCACCGCCGAAGCCUGCCGCGCCAUGCUACGCCUGCUCCGGUGCCAGGUCCAGACCCACCAACCGCGGACUGUCGUAUUGGCGGCUCAGGUGUUUUAUUUGAGAACGCUCUUCAAGGUGCACGCAUUGGAAGACGUCGUCGCGUGUUGUCGACCUGUCAACACCGUGGGCGACUUCGCGGCCGACGACGUCGACGUCGUCAAGUGCGCGGUGCAGCUCGUGGGACUGCUCAUGCCGUCGCUGUCCCUGCUCGAGCAGCAGACGUGGCCGGUGGCCACGAGCGUUCACGGAGUGGCGUUGGACCAGGCGGGGAUUGCAGACUUGGCCAAGCGACUGGUUGCCGCGGCCACGCCCGCGCUCCUCCACACACUGGCGGCGGACGAUCCGCUGCCGCGAGUGGUCAAAUGGUGCUGCGGUACCCUCGCCCAGCUGUGCUCGACCAACGCCACGUGCGCCCAAGUGCUGCACGCGCGUUGCUUGGACGUUGUCGCAGGCCUCGUGCCGAACGUUCCGAGCGACGUGUGUAAUGGGCUUAGGUCCAUGCCGCCGCAACUGGCAGUGUGCCUUUGUGAAAGCGCCCAAGACGACAAGUACGUGAUGGACUCUUCCUCGCAAGUGUUGAGAAGGUAUGACGUGGCAGGCUCGUGGCGCUGCCGCCGACAUUUUACACGUUGCUGGCCCAGUUGGGCCGGCUCGCGGACGGCCGCGCGGCCAUCUACCGCCUCAACAUCCUCACGAGGAUCCUCAAGCGAGUGCACUUUGCCUCGAGCAAAGUCAAGGGAUUUUUAACCCAGCACGACCACCAGUGUCGCAGUGAAAUCGCCCGAAUCGUCGCUGCCAUCGCCAACGAGAACGCCGUGGGGGUCGGAAACGUGAACGAAUUGUGUCUGCGCCACCACGUCCACACGAUUCUCGUGCAGAUGCUGCAUCCAGAGCUGCCCCCGGACCUGCCCCCGGCGUUGGGGCCUGUCUUGUACAUAAAUAUCCGAAUAGUGUGAAGAUUUCAGACGGAUUAUCUUUCUUGCCGGUAGGGUCGAGAGCGGUCUGGCCGCCUUGAGCGCCAUGGCCAAAGACCACAUCCGAGUCGUGCCGGCCCUCGUGGCAGCCCAUGCGCUUCCGCACAUCGUGUCGUUCCUGGCGCGAUGGGACGUGGACGCGGCGGUGACGAUGUCCAUGCUAGAAGGCGCGGUGCACGUGAUGUGGGGCAUGGCCCAGAGCCCGUCGGAAUCCAUCCAAGCCUUGAUCCAAGCGUCCAAAGUGUCGGAGCAACUUCUGCGCAUCGGCUGCUCGUUUCGGUUAGAAAUGCUCAAAGUUGCCAUGUUUGGCGAAAAAUCCGUCGGCGAAGUGGCACGGGAGACGUUGCGGCACUUGAGCGAGUUCGAAGCCAAGCGCGUUCAGUGUACGGUCUACUGUACACUGAACACGAUCCAACCCUGUAGCGACGUAGCGGUGGCCACGCAUUCGCCGCCGCCGUCGCCCAAAUCAAGGCAGCCGAGAGUGGCGUCACCAAUAUCCCCUUUUCGACGGCCGCAGUCUAGCGAGACCAAUGAGCCGAACGCGACGCUGCCGACGCUUGAACCAUUCCAGGUACAAACAACACCAACGUGCCACCCGUCGCCCGUCAAAUGUGCUUUGAACCUACCGACUUUGGACUGGCGAACCACAAGACCGCUGGGGCCCAAGCCCACGGUCGAGCCACCCACAACCAUGCAAUUCAUCCGACCCAAACCAAAGCGCGUGGGCGAACGCAAAAAGUACCCGCUGUUGAUGCUCGACCCUUUGUUUGGGGCGUUGGACUAUGGCGUCGAUCCGUGCACUGCAGUGGCAUCUCCCCAGAGUUGGAAUCACCGUGAAGGCGGUGGGGAGUAUGUCGCCCACGUCUCGAGCAUCAUGGGCCACCACGUGAUUGUUGACGUUCAAUCACCGACGUUCUCUGCUGACAACGAAGUCAUCAUGAAGAAGACGAGUAGUGGCACCAACAUGGGGACUACGCUCAAUGUGUCAUCCCAGCGGAAGCGGAUAGGAUAAACGCCAGUAUGAUAUGCCCAACUUUCAAUGACAGAUUGACCAGAAUUUCAAGAAUCA
Molecule: messenger RNA, 4340 nt
Organism: Aphanomyces astaci
Lineage: Eukaryota; Oomycota; Saprolegniomycetes; Saprolegniales; Verrucalvaceae
Exons: 10
Coding region: 9-3044 (1011 amino acids)
Source: RefSeq, a predicted model, not a curated record